CUUCUCCCUUCGCUCCGCCUCUUCCCCCGCUUCGAAUCCUCCGCCCCUCGCGUAAACCCCCGCACACAGCAGCAGCGAACUCCCCUCGCCUUCUCCGCCCGCGCUCGCCCAUAUUGCCUCGCCCACUACGCCCUCUCGCUGCGCGCGCGAACUCCUCCUUCCUACUCACCCAGGCCCUGCCCCCUCCCGAUGCACUCCGGCGUGGCAGUCUCCGCCCCCGCAUCCGCCUCGGCGAUCGCCGGCGGAGGCGCCAGAUCCGAGGCGGCGGCGGCGAGCCGGCGGCCCGGCGGGAUCCGGCUCUGCGGGCUCCGUGGCGAGGCCCUCGCACGCGGCUCGCUGCGGAUCUCGCACGCCCCGGCGGCGGCGAGGCGCGUGGCCGCGCCGAGGGCGGCUGCUGCUGCCCCGCAGAAUGGCGCGGUGGCGGGCGGGGGGUUCGAUUACGACCUCGUCAUCAUCGGCGCUGGCGUCGGUGGCCACGGCGCCGCGCUCCACGCCGUCGAGGAGGGACUGAAAACCGCCAUCAUAGAGGGAGAUGUUGUGGGCGGGACUUGUGUCAACAGAGGUUGUGUUCCAUCGAAAGCACUUCUUGCUGUCAGUGGACGGAUGAGGGAGCUUCAUGAUGAACAUCACCUGAAGUCCAUGGGUCUACAGGUUUCUUCUCCUGGAUAUGACAGACAAGCUGUUGCUGAUCAUGCAAAUAAUCUUGCCUCUAAAAUCCGAAGCAACUUGACUAAUUCAAUGAAGGCUAUAGGAGUGGAUAUAUUGACUGGAUUUGGCACAAUUGUGGGGAAGCAAAAGGUACGAUAUGGAAAAGUUGGUUUCCCCGAUAAAGAAAUCACUGCGAAGAACAUUAUCAUUGCCACUGGAUCAGUCCCUUUUGUUCCCAAGGGCAUAGAAAUUGAUGGCAAGACUGUGUUUACUAGUGAUCAUGCACUAAAACUCGAGUCAGUUCCGGACUGGAUUGCUAUUGUUGGAAGUGGUUAUAUUGGACUUGAAUUCAGCGAUGUGUACACAGCUCUAGGAAGCGAGGUUACCUUUGUUGAAGCUCUUGACCAGCUGAUGCCUGGUUUUGAUCCUGAAAUUGCAAAAUUAGCACAGAGAGUCCUUAUCAACACUAGGAAAAUUGACUAUCACACUGGUGUUUUUGCAAGCAAGAUUACUCCAGCAAAGGAUGGAAAACCUGUGUUGAUUGAGCUCAUUGAUGCAAAAACAAAGGAACACAGAGAAACCCUUGAGGUGGAUGCAGCCCUUAUAGCCACUGGAAGGGCCCCAUUCACCAAUGGACUUGGCUUGGAAAAUAUUAAUGUCGUUACGCAACGUGGUUUUAUUCCUGUUGAUGAGCGGAUGCAAGUCACGGAUGCUGAUGGCAAUGUGGUACCUAAUUUAUUUUGCAUUGGAGAUGCCAAUGGUAAACUCAUGCUUGCGCAUGCUGCCAGUGCACAGGGCAUCUCGGUUAUCGAGCAAAUAUCUGGGAGGGACCACAUUCUAAAUCAUUUAAGCAUCCCAGCUGCUUGUUUCACUCAUCCAGAGAUUAGUAUGGUUGGCUUGACAGAGCCACAAGCGAGAGAAAAAGCAGAUAAAGAGGGAUUUGAGGUAAGUGUUGUUAAGACCAGCUUUAAGGCUAACACAAAAGCUUUGGCAGAAAAUGAAGGUGAUGGGAUUGCUAAGUUGAUCUACCGGCCUGACACGGGAGAGAUUCUUGGGGUUCACAUCUUGGGUUUGCACGCUGCUGACCUCAUCCACGAGGCUUCAAAUGCCAUGGCCCUAGGAACUCGUUUGCAAGACAUCAAGCUUGCUGUUCAUGCACAUCCAACAUUGUCCGAAGUGCUUGACGAACUCUUCAAAGCAGCCAAGGUUAAUUCGGGUGUUUCUCAUUCUGUAAAUGAACCAGUUGCAGCCUAAAGAAGGGCAGGAGCGCAAACCGAAACAUCCACCACAGCUGCUGUUGAAGGUCCUUAGUUUCAUCACGAGCGUGCUGUCUUCCAAGCAAUGAGAUCCGCAACCCUAGUCGAGUAGCUUUUGCAGCCAACCGGUGCCAGCUAGUAAUAUCGAGGGAAAAAGGUUCAUUGCAUCUCCUGGCUUCGUUUACAUAUGAAAUACUUGCAAAAUUUUGUAGCGUGCUUAGAUUUAAUUACGAGGGGCGGUGGUUUCGUUCUUGUUGCCUUUGUUUCUUUGUUAUUUCUCCUGUGUUGUAUACCCAGGCAGGGUUUCAAAUAAUCAGUGUUGUGGCUGCAGUGUACUGUAACAUUUGAAGAUUGGUCAAUUCAGCAUGAUAGAUGUUUAAAAAACUGAAGGCGAUAAAUAAGUUUGCACGUUGAA
Molecule: messenger RNA, 2319 nt
Organism: Brachypodium distachyon (stiff brome)
Lineage: Eukaryota; Viridiplantae; Streptophyta; Magnoliopsida; Poales; Poaceae
Product: dihydrolipoyl dehydrogenase 2, chloroplastic
Exons: 15
Coding region: 190-1902 (570 amino acids)
Cellular component (GO): oxoglutarate dehydrogenase complex; mitochondrion
Molecular function (GO): flavin adenine dinucleotide binding; dihydrolipoyl dehydrogenase (NADH) activity
Source: RefSeq, a predicted model, not a curated record